AUGGGCAAACAGGACUUCCAACAUCAAACAAGAAAAGGGCAGCCAUUUGACCCAUCACUACCAAUCAUGAAAUCAGUCUGCAAUGUGAUCUGUGCUGCAGCUUUUGGACAUCUCUUUUCUGUGGAAGACAAGGAUUUCCUGCAGUUGAUGAAAGCCAUUCAGAUGGCCUUAGAAUUCCUAGGCACCUUCUAUUAUCUAUUCUAUGAAGGUUUCCCAUGUAUCAUGAAACAUUUGCCAGGUCCUCACCAGGCUGUCAUAUCUGCUGGGAAUUCGAUCAUUUCUUUUGCAAAGAAGGAGAUUAAACAGCAUAAGGAGAACCAGAACCUGCAUGAACCACAGGACUUCAUUGAUUUCUAUUUAUUUCAAAUGGAUAAAAGCAAGGAUGAUCCCAAUUCUACCUAUGAUGAAGACAACUUGGCUCAUUGUAUUGUUGACCUCUUUGUUGCUGGGACAGACACAACCUCAGCUUCUCUCCAAUGGGCAUUGCUUCUCAUGGCCAAUCAUCUGGAGAUCCAAGAUAAAGUCUACAUGGAGCUGGAAGAAGUCUUUGGUUCAUCUCACUCAAUCUGUUAUGAAGAUCGGAAGAGAAUGCCAUACACCAACGCUGUCAUUCAUGAAAUCAUGCGAAGUAAAUAUGUGCUAUUUCAUGGACUUCCAAGAAAAUGUGUGAAGGAUGUCUAUCUGAAUGGUUUUCUCAUUUCCAAGGUACAGAAUAUGGAUCUUUCUGGGUUCCUGGGGUUUAAACUUACUGCAAAGUUUAAGGGCUCCACCCUCAUGUAG
Molecule: messenger RNA, 780 nt
Organism: Python bivittatus (Burmese python)
Lineage: Eukaryota; Metazoa; Chordata; Lepidosauria; Squamata; Pythonidae
Source: RefSeq, a predicted model, not a curated record